AUGUCGAACUCAUCAGCAGAUCAAGCUACAGCGUCAGUCGUGCAAGCUCUUCAAACGUUGUAUCAUGAUCCCGACUCAGCUUCGAAGAAAAGAGCAAAUGAAUGGUUAGAAGAAUUUCAGCAUAGUGUCGAAGCAUGGCAAAUUUGUCAUACAUUGUUGACUUCACCUGAGGCACCUUUAGAAGGUCGAUUAUUCUCAGCUCAAACUUUGCGUGCUAAAAUACUAUACGACCUCUCUCAAUUACCACGGGAACAGCUCCCUCCACUUCGUGACUCCCUUUUAUCAUCUUUAGCACCGUUAUGUCAACCUUCAGCACCUUCAGGAUCGAAAGCAGUCCUUACGCAGUUAUGUUUAGCUUUAUCGGAUUUAGCACUGCAGAUGCCUGAAUGGAAUAAUGCCGUAGGAGGAAUGAUAGAUCAAUUUGGGAAAGACCCAACAACAGUGAUAAUAUUACUUGGAUUCCUGAAAGCCUUACCUGAAGAAGCUGGAAAUCCCAGAAUACCCUUAUCGAAUGACGAAGUGAGAGCGAUGUUGACUUCUCUCGUGAGUGGAUCGGCGGAGCAAGUACUUGGAGUGCUGGCGAUGUAUAUACAAGCAGCUGGCGUUACAACUCAAAUACAAAUAUCGGUUUUCGAGACGCUGAGAAGCUGGUUACAAGCUGGAGAAGUAAUGGCCGCUCAAGUUGCUCAAACACCUUUAUUCAAUGCUUCUUUCGACGCUCUUGCAUCAGAUCAAUUGUUUGACGCCGCUGUGGAUGUACUGUGUGACCUGAUACACGAAACCCAAGAAGUGGAGGACAACGUAGAAGUCGUACAGCAGAUCGUACCGAGAGUUAUUGCUCUUCGACCUGAAUUGGAAACUCAUAAAGAAGAUCCAGAUCGUAUACGAGGUUAUUGUCGGAUUUUAUGUGAGGCUGGAGAGUGUUACAAGGAUCUCAUAGUUCGACACCCUCAAGAUCUGUUACCUCUCGUACAAGCCAUCUCUGAAUGUGCCGCCUAUCCCGAUCUCGAUAUCGUCCCCAUCACAUUUUACUUCUGGUACACCCUCGCCAUGACUCUCGGUCGACAACCCAUUGAUCCCUCGGUGCAACCUAUACUGGAUAUAUACGCGAACUUGCAAUCGGUUAUCAUCGGUCAUUUGCAUUUCCCAGGAGAUAACGAACAUCAAACAGCUCAGGAGAGAGAUGAGUUUAGGACAUUCCGACAUAGAAUGGGAGAUACGCUCAAGGAUUGUUGUCAUGUUCUUGGUGCUCCUACAUGUCUGCGGCGGUCCUAUGACCUUAUCGUCAACGCAAUGGGGAAACCUUCACCUUCAUGGCAAGAGAUCGAAGCACCUCUGUUUUCGAUGAGAAGUAUGGGAGCAGAAGUGGAUCCAGAUGAUGACGAAGUACUACCUCAUAUAAUGGAUAUGUUACCGAAACUACCAGAUCAUCCCAAGAUUCGAUAUGCCGCUAUUCUCGUUAUAUCCCGUUAUACUCAAUGGAUAGAUCGACAUCCUGACAAUCUCGCUUUCCAAUUGCAAUAUAUCUCGGCAGGUUUCGAUAUGGCCGAAGAAGAAGUCUCAGCUGCGGCAGCUCAAGCUAUGAAGUUCAUGUGUCAGGAUUGUAAUCAACAUUUGGUACCGUUCUUACCUGAACUUCAUGGAUUCAUCAAUUCUGUAGGAGAUAAAUUGGAUCAAGCUGAUAUGGUAGAAGUGUGUGAAGCUAUUGGAUAUGUCAUUUCUUCUAUGUCACCUGGUCAAGCCGCUCAAGCAUUGCAACAAUUCUGUCAACCUCUAAUCCAACGCAUACAGGCCGUCGCCACGUCCGAUUCAGAAGCUGAUAAACCGACACUCCAAAAAGUCGCCGAUUCAUUGGAACAAAUUGAUUCUUUUUUGUCUGUAGUGAGAACACUGGAUCCAGUACCUGAAUCAUGUUUCCAAACGGCAUCAGCAGUUUAUGGUAUCCUCGAUGCUCUACUUGCUCGAUAUGCCAAACUGUAUUACAUUUCAGAAAGAGUAGGAACUGUAUUAAGAAGGGGUUUAGCGUUUUUCCCGGCAAGAGCGUUAGAACCUGUCAUACAACCUGUACUGGAAAGAAUGGCAUUGGCAUUUGACCAAACUGGAUUCGCAAGUUAUCUCUGGAUAACAGGGAAAGUAGCAGGUAAAUUCGGUGAUUCAGCUCAACAACCUGGUGGUGAAACGUUAGGUUCAUUGUUAGUAAGAUCAUUCGAAAGUGUUACUACUGCAAUGGCGAAACUACUUCAAACCAAAGUAGCUCUAGAAAUACCUGAUGUAAUGGACGACUACGUCCAUCUUUUCAUGGCAUAUCUAACUUCAAUACCGAACCUAAUUCUCUCAUCUUCAUUGAUUCAUCUUGCAUUUUCGCAUACUUUAUCGGCACUUACAUGUCCCGCACCUGAAACGACAUUGAUCUCACUUGAUGUUUUAUCGACACUUUCCAAAUCUCUGCUACAUGCUCAACAUCAUUCGCAACUCCAACCCAUCUUCGCUCAAUACGGUAAGGUCUUAGUGGAUCUAGUAAUGGGCGGGAUCGUGCAAGGUUUCCCUGAAGAUGGUUUAGAUCAAGUUCAAAUUAUCCUAGGAGCAAUAACGAAUUCUUUACCUCCUCAAGAAGUCGAACAAUGGUUCAUAGAAUCAAUAAGCUCGUUACCGGGUCAUGUGGUUCCUGUUCAGGAAAAACAAGGUUUCUUGAACGAUCUUCAUGAACAUCUUAUAAAUCGAUCAACUGAUAAAUUGAAGAACGCUCUGAAUAAUCUAGUUAGGGCAGCGAGAAGAGCUAGAGAAAGAGGAAGACAAGCUAGAAAGUCCCUUGGUGGAGUAUAA
Messenger RNA from Kwoniella shivajii, 2823 nucleotides. RefSeq lists its product as uncharacterized. The record is from RefSeq and is a predicted model, not a curated record. Bases 1 to 2823 code for a protein of 940 amino acids. Gene Ontology annotation, molecular function: small GTPase binding. The transcript is spliced from 7 exons. Gene Ontology annotation, biological process: protein import into nucleus. Gene Ontology annotation, cellular component: cytoplasm. Lineage: Eukaryota; Fungi; Basidiomycota; Tremellomycetes; Tremellales; Cryptococcaceae.